This is a messenger RNA of Monodelphis domestica (gray short-tailed opossum), 3492 nucleotides long. It is a transcript of the gene RSPO2, whose product is annotated as R-spondin 2. The record is from RefSeq and is a predicted model, not a curated record. Lineage: Eukaryota; Metazoa; Chordata; Mammalia; Didelphimorphia; Didelphidae.
AAAAAAACCAAACCCUAAGAUGCUGUGGAAUACAGCACCACCUACUUAUUGAAGCAUCAAGCCCCUGCCACAAACCCAUUGCAUCUCUAUUCGAAUCUCGAUCACCUUAUUUCCCACAGCUUAGUUAUAAGGACCGUUUCUUGCCCCAACUUAGAGAAAAAUUUGGAGUCACGCAAUAGUGACGGUCAAAGCCAAGGCAGAGACUAAAGAAAACUUGCGGGGGUGGGACUGGAGGAACCAAGCUGAGGUACAUCCCCUCCCAGGUUUCGUGUUGGGGGGCAUUGACUAGGACGUAGCGGCCGUAGCUGGGGACGCAGCCGCAAAUACCCUGACGCUUCAAUUCCCUUUUCGACAACCCAGUCCGCGCAGAGAGGAGCUAUACGCCUGCCCGCCCUGCUGGAGAGGCAGGACUGACUUGGCGGCUCUUACUGCCUAGCCUGCGAGGCUCUCCCAGCACACGGACAUCUAGCAAACUUUUUUUUUCCCCCCUCCAGCCCACGUGUUUUUGAGCCGGCUGCCCUGCCUGACACCGGGAUGCAGCAUUAUGCCUGAGAGCCCUCGUGCUGCUGGGUCCGCUGUGAAGAUUCCCAGGACGGAGAUGCUACUGGACAUCCGAGCUUGUGACUCCGCUCUGUAAUUGCUCCUGCCUGAUUCUUGGACCCCCUUCCCGUUGGCUAGCAAGGAUUCACUAUCUCUGCUCCAGCUUUGCCAGCGGUGCCAGGCUCCGCUGAUGACCCCUCCUGUUCUCAUACUUUGAGCGGAGUGUCUCCACACAACCCAACCGCCCAGAUGCAGUUUCGUCUCUUCUCUUUUGCCCUUAUCAUUCUGAACUGCAUGGAUUACGGUCACUGCCAAGCUAACCGCUGGAGACGCAGUAAGCGAGCUAGCUACGUAUCAAAUCCAAUUUGCAAAGGUUGUUUGUCUUGUUCAAAAGAUAAUGGAUGCAGCAGGUGCCAACAAAAGUUAUUCUUCUUUUUGCGAAGAGAAGGGAUGAGGCAGUAUGGAGAGUGCUUACAUUCAUGCCCUUCAGGAUAUUAUGGACACAGAGCACCAGACAUGAACAGAUGUGCAAGAUGCAGAAUAGAAAACUGUGACUCUUGCUUUAGUAAAGACUUUUGUACGAAGUGCAAAGUAGGCUUCUACUUGCAUAGAGGUCGCUGCUUUCAUGAAUGUCCUGAUGGUUUUGCACCAUUAGAUGAAACCAUGGAAUGCGUGGAAGGAUGUGAAGUGGGUCCCUGGAGUGAGUGGGGAACUUGUAGCAGAAACAACCGAACAUGUGGAUUUAAAUGGGGUCUGGAAACAAGAACACGACAAAUUGUUAAGAAACCAGCAAAAGACACAAUACCAUGUCCAACCAUUGCUGAAUCUAGAAGGUGUAAAAUGUCUAUGAGGCAUUGUCCAGGAGGGAAGAGAACUCCAAAAAUGAAGGACAAGAGGAACAAGAAGAAGAAAAAGAAGUUAAUAGAGAGGGCACAGGAGCAACACAGCGUCUUCCUUGCUACAGACAGAGCAAACCAAUAAAAUAAAGACAUUCUCUUCUUUCUUUUUUUUUCCUUUUGGUGGGUUUUUUGUUUGUUUGUUUUGUUUAGUUUUGUUUUGCAGACAUGCACAAAGCCGCUCUCUCCGCUCCGCUCCUGCGUGCACUGGGCACUGCCUUUAUGCUGCUUUGACAGUAUUGGUCACAACUAACCUGUGAAAGUGAGAGAACCCCACAACUGUGCAGAGAUGGGGGUGGGCUGGGGUGUUAUUUAUACUUUAUUUGGGAGCGGGAGCCUGUGGAGACAGGAACACAGGGAGGGUGCCUCAGUGAGAGCAGGUGCAGAAGAAGCCGAUGAAGAUGCCGUCGUCCUAUUUCUUCCUGUCUGUGAGGGCAUUGGCCCGGGUGCCAGGCACCGCGGAGGACCUGUGGGCAGUGGGCUGCCGGGCACUGAGAUACCCAGACCGACAGACAAUGGACUUGUGCAUAUUUAUGUGAAAGAAGCUACUCAGAGGUAGAAGAGCUAUUCCAUUUAGGACCUUUGUUUUGCAUCUUGUGCAUUUUCCAGAAGUAACUUUAUAUGACUAUCUACUUAGUGUUAACCUACGUUGUUCUCAGCAUCUGUUACCUUGAAACCCUUGUAUAAUAGAGCUGCUUUAAGCUGAUGAUAUGCUCCGGGAAUUACUGCCUCGUUUCAUGGACGUUCAGAUGUGUACAUAUUAUGCUUAGUCUCAUAUCUUCUUCUCAUUUACUGUAUAUUUAUGCUUUCUUAUGUGUAACAUUGUAUACCUGCUUAAUGUUCUGUCAUUUCAUUUCUAAAGGCUUCUGUACACAUCCUCUAGCAAACGCUUUUCCCCCUUCCCUUCCGUUAGUUUUGGAACAUUUCCCUCCAUAUUUCAUUGCCCUUUGCAAUGUUCCGGGGGCUGAUUUUUCUCAUCAGAAGGCUAGGAUCAGCUGAUGUGUUGUCAAAUGACCAGUGUCAAGGAUUUUCAACACAGUGCCUAAUCCUCCUGACCCACCCAUUAAAUAGCUCAUAGGCAUCUGGCAAUCACAGGCAAAAACCCCAGAGUUAUUUCUCCCCUUAAGGAACCUCCCCCUUGAGUUUUGGGUCUGUUAUACCCCUUUGUGAAACACAAUUGGAGCAUGGGAAAAUGCAUGCACUAGCUCCAAUUUCUAGGCAUGCAACUUCACAGAUGAAGAUGGAUGGGUGGGUGGGUGAGGGGAUGAUGAAAUACUUUUUUUUUUCCCUUUUAGAAGUAAUUCAGGCCUGGCAGAAGGGACUUUUAUGGUUGAUGCAAGUCACUACAGCAGACCUUUUAAGUUAUUCUCAAACCACCAGCAAAAUUUGGGGACAGUGGCUAAUUGUGGACACUGCUGGUCAGGUCACAAAUCCUAGCAAGUGUUGGAGAGGCAGACAAUGUCAUUUCAAAUCUGGGACUCGGAGAUAAUUACGGAACAAAAGAUUCCCUGAGCCAUAAUUUGAAUGCAGAGUUGGUUGUGGAUUUUUUAUUUUUAUGCUUCAGACUUUAGAAAUAAUAGCCCCCCUCCCAUCCUAACCAAGAUAGAAAAUCAGAACAUAAAUGGGACAUUUGCAAAUACCAAGGAGAACCUGAAGAAGAGUACUGCUGUUUUCUCCCCAACCCUCACUUUUGUAUUAGCAAAACUACCUCUUUCAAUUUCACUGGGGGUAGGGGCAUUGUUGUUGUUUAUGUUAUACAUUAAAUAACUCUGAGAUAACACCUUACCAGUAAGAAUAGGAAUAAAUAUAAUAUCCAUCGUUAAGUAUCACGGAAUAUUAUUGCUGUGAGAUAAGCCAUAUAUGAAUGUUGUAUAGAACUUUGGGAUAUUCAUCAUCCUAAGGUCCUCACCUCCUUUCACAUUUAUUUAGCGUAUGUUCCUGUUUAGUGGUAGGGGAGAAAACACCCCAUAUACUUGCAGUGAUUCAUUGUUAAUGAGACCAAUAAUUGUUCUGUUUCUGGGAUGUUCUUUUGUGCAUUAAAUCACUUCAAAAAUAA